AUGCCGUUAUCAACAACAAGAUUGGUACUACAGGAAGAAAAGGUGAAGGUAGUUUUCAAUUUGUAUGACGGCCGUCGUCUGGAGACCGAAGGUAAAGUUGGUGAUACACUGCUUGACGUGGUGGUGAAUAAUGACUUGGAUAUAGACGGAUAUGGAGCUUGCGAGGGUACAUUGACAUGUUCUACGUGUCACGUGGUGUUAAAACAAGUUGAUUAUGACAGGUUACCAGAAGAAGCAGGUGAUGAGGAACGCGACAUGUUAGACCUGGCUUACGGUCUAACUGAUACGUCUAGGCUAGGCUGUCAGAUAACACUGACUAAAGACCUGGAUGGUCUGGAAGUAAAUGUGCCUGAAAGUGUCAACGAUGCUAGAAGCUGA
Danaus chrysippus (African queen) is the source of this 378-nucleotide messenger RNA. Lineage: Eukaryota; Metazoa; Arthropoda; Insecta; Lepidoptera; Nymphalidae. The record is from the annotation of a GenBank genome assembly.